Ochotona princeps (American pika) is the source of this 1092-nucleotide messenger RNA. RefSeq names its product zinc finger CCHC-type containing 17 (gene ZCCHC17). Gene Ontology annotation, molecular function: zinc ion binding; RNA binding. The transcript is spliced from 8 exons. The record is from RefSeq and is a predicted model, not a curated record. NCBI's taxonomy places the organism in Eukaryota, Metazoa, Chordata, Mammalia, Lagomorpha, Ochotonidae. Bases 183 to 902 code for a protein of 239 amino acids. Gene Ontology annotation, biological process: RNA stabilization.
CCAGGAUUGGUGGAGGGGAGCCGGCGUCCCGCCUAGGCGCGCUGAGUCUUGUGGGUGGUGGAACCGCGCAGAGUGGGGUUGGCGUCCGGCGCGUUGUGGCGGCAGGGAGGUCUGAAGCCGAACCUGUGAUAUCUGAAUUAGCUCUAGCAGAAGAGAAAUGGAGGAGCCAUAGAGUAUUAAGAAUGAAUUCAGGAAGGCCUGAGACCAUGGAAAACCUGCCUGCUCUCUACACUAUUUUCCAAGGCGAGGUUGCUAUGGUAACAGACUAUGGAGCCUUUAUCAAAAUCCCAGGCUGUCGGAAGCAAGGUCUGGUGCAUCGAUCUCACAUGUCAUCCUGUCGAGUGGAUAAGCCCUCUGAGAUUGUAGAUGUUGGAGACAAAGUGUGGGUGAAGCUUAUUGGUCGAGAGAUGAAAAAUGACAGGGUAAAAGUGUCUCUCUCCAUGAAAGUUGUUAACCAAGGCACUGGGAAAGACCUGGAUCCCAACAACGUUAUCAUUGAGCAAGAAGAGAGGCGGAGGCGAUCCUUCCAGGAUUACACCGGGCAGAAGAUCACCCUUGAGGCCGUUCUCAACACUACCUGCAAGAAGUGUGGCUGUAAAGGUCAUUUUGCAAAAGAUUGUUUCAUGCAGCCGGGUGGGACCAGAUACUCUCUGAUACCUGACGAGGAAGAGGAAAAAGAAGAGGCAAAGUCAUCAGAAUUUGAGAAGCCUGACCCCACAAAAAAUUCUUCUAGAAAAAGAAAGAAAGAAAAGAAGAAAAAGAAACAUAGAGACAGGAAAUCCCCUGACUCCGAAAGCUCAGACUCUGAGAGUGACGCGGGCAAGAAGGCCAGGCGCACAUCCAGCAAGGCAGCCAAGGGGAAGAAGAAGAAGAAGAAGCACAAGAAGAAGCACAAGGAGUGAGAGCAGGAAGCGCAUGGGGGGCUGGGAAGAAGGAACCAGGAGCCUUGUACCAUGGAGCUCCUGGACAGCUAACUGUGGCCUCCCACCUCGCUGACUUGCUCCCUGGGGAGAUGGCUGUCCGCACGCAGCAGACAGGUUUGGGCGUUAGGAUUCAAAAGCAGCUGCCUAAAUGAGUUUGUUUCUGUAUCAC